Messenger RNA from Helianthus annuus (common sunflower), 1839 nucleotides. RefSeq lists its product as uncharacterized. The transcript is spliced from 2 exons. Gene Ontology annotation, molecular function: zinc ion binding; nucleic acid binding. The record is from RefSeq and is a predicted model, not a curated record. The coding region runs from base 1 to 1839 and encodes 612 amino acids. Lineage: Eukaryota; Viridiplantae; Streptophyta; Magnoliopsida; Asterales; Asteraceae.
AUGGAGGAGGUGUUUGAAUACAAGGAGGUGCCUGAAAAUAAGCGGGUGGCCUUGAUCGCUACCAGGUUACGCGGUAGGGCUUCUGCGUGGUGGCAACAAUUGAAGUUAACACGAAACAGGCUCGGAAAGUCAAGGAUCGUGACAUGGACCAAGAUGAAGAAGUGCUUGCGGUCCAACUUUUUGCCUCAUAACUUUCAAAGGUUGAUGUACCAGCGUCUGCAGAAUUUAAAACAGGGGGCUAAAUCGGUUGAUGAUUAUACAACGGAGUUUUACCAGUUGAUUGCUAGGAACGAUAUUCAAGAACCGGAGGAACAACUUGUUUCUCGGUAUAUUGGGGGUCUGAGGGUUCAAAUCAUGGAGUCUGUGAACCUCUUUGAUCUGUUAACCAUUCCAGAGGCACACCAACGGGCGUUGGCCUUUGAGAAACAAAACCGUCGGGUGGGCGGUUCGUUUACCCCUGCCGGAGGAAAUGUUGGGUCGGGCAGUGGGGCACCUCGUGGCGGGCCUAGUCAACAACGGCCAGGGGUUAACAAUACCGGGCCUACUUCUAAGGGGGCUAGCAGUAGUGGUCCGAGAUGUUUCAAUUGUGGUGAAACAGGCCAUCGUCAAGCUGAGUGUAAAAGGGUUGGUAAAAGACAAUUAUUUGCUGAGUCUGAGGAUGAUCAGUAUGAAGAGUAUGAGAAUAACCCAGUGUACAAUGAAGAAACUGAAUAUGAAGAAGAGGUCGUGACCGGUGAUGUUGGGGUGAACUUGGUGGUCAGACGCUCUUGCUAUACACCAAAGGCAGAUGGAGACGACUGGCUGAAGCAUAACAUCUUCCACUCAACAUGUACUAUUUUGGGAAAGAUAACUCUUGUUCCUAGCAAGCCUAAGCAGUUAGCCACAAAACAGUCGGGUACUCUUUUGACCAUUAGUCAGUUUCAAGAUGAGUUGGAGGAAGCAGACAAUUUGUUUAUUUUGAUUGGGAAGCCAGUGCCUGAGGAAGUCGAGAUUCCUGAAUGUAUGGUUCCGUUAUUCGAGGAGUUUGUUGAUGUUUUCCCAGAUGAUUUACCUGCCGGGUUGCCACCCCUACGAGACAUCCAACAUCACAUUGAUUUGGAACCAGGGUCCCAACUACCCAAUAAGCCCCAUUACAGAAUGAGCCCAAAAGAACAUGAGGAAUUACGUCGGCAGGUUGAAGAUUUAAUUUCUAAAGGGUACGUUCGGGAAAGCAUGAGUCCUUGUGAUGUUCCUGCUCUGUUGACUCCAAAGAAGGAUGGGACAUGGCGUAUGUGUGUUGACAGUCAUGCAGUCAACAAGAUCACUGUGAGGUACAGGUUUCCUAUUCCUCGACUUGAUGAUUUACUUGAUCAAAUUAGUGGUGCUACUAUUUUUACGAAGUUAGAUUUGAAGAGUGGGUAUUACCAGAUUCGUCUUAGACCGGAUGACGAGUGGAAGACUGCCUUCAAAACUCGUGAAGGGUUGUAUGAAUGGUUAGUGAUGCCUUUCGGUUUAUCCAAUACCCCUAGUAUGUUUAUGCGGGUCAUGAACCAGUUGUUUAGACCCUUUAUUGGUAAAUUUGUGGUGGUUUAUUUUGAUGAUGUUCUUAUUUAUAGCCCUAAUUUUGAUGAGCAUGUGAAGCAUGUACGGCAGGUUUUGACCUUGCUCUGUAGGGAUAACUUGUAUGCAGCCAAAAAGAAGUGUGUCUUUAUGGUCCCUAAGGUCCUAUUUUUGGGGUAUGUUGUUUCUGGUGACGGCAUACAGGUGAAUGAAUCAAAGGUAGCGGCUGUCAAGCAAUGGCCAACUCCAACUACAAUAACUGAAGUACGUAGUUUCCAUGGUCUUGCUAAUUUUUUAUAG